This is a messenger RNA of Sorghum bicolor (sorghum), 2085 nucleotides long. Its product is annotated as 4-coumarate--CoA ligase-like 7. The record is from RefSeq and is a predicted model, not a curated record. NCBI's taxonomy places the organism in Eukaryota, Viridiplantae, Streptophyta, Magnoliopsida, Poales, Poaceae. Gene Ontology annotation, molecular function: CoA-ligase activity. The coding region runs from base 115 to 1806 and encodes 563 amino acids. The transcript is spliced from 6 exons.
GAUUUCACCGGCGCCCAAGUGUGUAAUCUAGCCGCGGUAGAAGCGAGCCGCGAGCGUGCUCACCAGCAACACCCGCAGCAGCAAGCGCGCGCGCGCGCGGCGUGUCAUCCAUCCAUGGACCCGCAGAGCGGCUUCUGCCCGAGCACGAGGACGUUCCGCAGCCUGCGCCCACCGAUCCCGCUGCCGCCGGAGGACGCGGCGGUCUCCUUCCCGUCCUUCGCCUGGUCGCGCCUCCCGUCCCCGCUCCCGGCCGCGCACCCGGCCUUCGUCGACGCGUCCACGGGCGCAUCGCUCUCGUUCCCGGCGCUCCUCGCCCGCGUCCGCUCCCUCGCCGCGGCCCUGCGCGGUGGCGCGCUCGGCGUCGCCCUCGCCAAGGGCGACGUCGCGCUCGUGCUCGCGCCGCCCAGCCUCGACGUCCCCGUGCUCUACCUCGCGCUGCUCUCCCUCGGCGCCGUCGUCUCGCCGCUCAGCCCGGUGUCCGCGCCCGCCGACGUCGCACGCGCGGUCGCCCUGUGCGACCCGUCCGUCGUCUUCGCCACCUCUGCGACCGUCGGCAGCAGACUCCCCGCCGCCGCGUCAGGGAAGGUGUCCGUCAUCCUGCUGGACUCGCCGCGGUUCCAGUCGUUCCUCCUCCACGGCCACGACGACGAACCUGGGGCCGGGGCCGCCGCCGCCGCAGGCGUGCCCGUGCCGACAACGCCGGUCGAGGUGGUGCGGCAGUCCGACGUGGCGGCGAUCGGCUACUCGUCGGGCACGACGGGGCGAACCAAGGCCGUGGCGCAGUCGCACAGCCGCCUCAUCGCGUCCGCGCUGCAGCACCGCUCGCCGCCGACGCGGCGGACGCCCGGAGGCCCCGCGGUCGUCACGCUCCUCGGCGUGCCCAUGUUCCACUCGUACGGCUUCCACAUGCUCCUGCGCGGGGUGCUGAUGGCCGAGACCACGGUCGUGGUCACCGCCACCCGCGGCGGCGCGGCGGCCGUGCUGGACGCCGCCUCCAGGUGCGGGGCCACGCAGAUGUUCGUCGCGCCGCCUGUCGUGGCGGCCAUGGCGCGGGGAGGAGGCGGCGUCGGCCCGGAGGGGUUCCCGGAUCUUCUUCGGAUCGUCUGCGGCGGCGCGCCGCUGAGCACCGCCGCGGCGUCGGCGUUCCAUGAAAGGUUUCCCGACAUCGAGCUGUUUUUGGCACUAGGCUCAACUGAGGGUGGCGUGAUAUCGAACAUGGUCUAUCGUGAGGAAUCUCAUCGUAUAAGAUCAGCAGGUCGGCUAUGUAGCGGUGUUGAAGCCAAAGUCGUUGACAUUAUUAGUGGUGAACUCUUAUCAACCAAUGAGCAAGGCGAAUUAUGUAUCCGAGGCCCAAGUGUCAUGCUAGGAUAUGUUGGUGGUGAUGAAACAAGCAAUCAAGCAUUUGACUCUGAUGGCUGGCUUAAAACUGGUGAUCUAUGCUAUUUUGAUGAGGAUGGCUUCCUUUACGUUGUUGAUAGACUAAAGGAUAUAAUUAAGUACAAGGCAUAUCAGGUUGCACCAACGGAGUUGGAGGAUGUGCUGCAUUUGAUACCUGGGAUAUUGGAUGCUGCAGUUAUCUCAUACCCAGAUGAAGAAGUAGGACAAAUACCAAUGGCAUUUGUUGUAAGGCAAAAUGGGAGCAAAAAUCUUACAGAAGACCAAAUAAUGGAAUUUGUUGCCAAACAGGUUGCCCCUUACAAGAAGAUACGUAAAGUUUGUUUUGUUGAUUCAAUACCACGGUUGCCAUCAGGCAAGUUACUAAGGCGCGAGCUGCAUAAACACAUGACGCUUAACAGCCGGUUGUAACACGUCAUCCACCACUGGAGUCUACGUGGAGAUAUAUUGGAGGAAAAUAUCACAAGAUACAAUAUCGCAAUGGAUCUUUUCAUCCCAAACUAUCAUCAUCGUAUGUAGUAUGUUAGGGUUCGAGAACUCCAGCAAAGAUGUGGGGUGGAAAUGAAUGAAUAUGCUCUUAAUUUAUUUCAAUCUUAACAUUGACUCAUGUCCCUAUACAUGUCUGGUAUGGGGUACCCUGUAGUACAAGCCUAUAAGGAUCAAAUGCAUACACGUUGUAUAUAUUGACCA